This is a messenger RNA of Phascolarctos cinereus (koala), 4073 nucleotides long. RefSeq names its product sal-like protein 3. Gene Ontology annotation, cellular component: nucleus. The record is from RefSeq and is a predicted model, not a curated record. Gene Ontology annotation, molecular function: RNA polymerase II cis-regulatory region sequence-specific DNA binding; DNA-binding transcription factor activity, RNA polymerase II-specific. Lineage: Eukaryota; Metazoa; Chordata; Mammalia; Diprotodontia; Phascolarctidae. Gene Ontology annotation, biological process: regulation of transcription by RNA polymerase II.
CCGUCCCAGGGGAAGGCGCAGAUGACGGUGAUAGUGGGAACGAAAGCAGAAGUGGAAGCGAAGAAACAAACGUUUGUGAAAAAUGCUGUGCAGAAUUCUUCAAAUGGACAGACUUUCUGGAGCACAAGAAGAAUUGCACCAAAAACCCACUGGUGUUGAUUGUGAAUGAAGAUGAACCAGCACCACCAUCUGAAGAAUUUCCAGAACCUUCGCCUGCUAGUUCUCCUAGUGAUCAGACUGAGAGCGAGGUCACAGAGGAAAACAUUCAGACCGAAAACAAUGAGAGCUGUGAGGUGAAAGUGGCAGAGAAGGAGGAAGAGCCAAUGGAAGUGGAAACCUCUGGGGAGAAAAGCUACCAGAAUCAAGGCACUUCAAACACCACUCCAACGACCCCUCUACCUCAGAUUUCAGAACCAUCUUCCAUGACGAGUUAUAACAUGCCAAACACUAAUGUUACAUUAGAAACUCUCCUGAGCACUAAAGUGGCUGUGGCCCAAUUCUCCCAAAAUGCAAGAUCCUGCGGGAGUGGGAAUGCAAGCAGUGGGGUGACUGCCAUGGCCAUCCCAAUGAUCCUAGAACAGCUUAUGGCCCUGCAGCAGCAGCAGAUCCACCAGCUGCAGCUCAUCGAGCAGAUUCGUAGUCAGGUAGCUAUGAUGAACCGACAGCCCCUCCGACCCUCUUUAAACCCAACAGUAGCUCCUCAGAAUGCUCCUCCUGUAGCAGCAUCUAACCAACUCCAAGGGUUUGCUGCACAUUCUGCUCUUCAGUUAACUACUGGUCCCCCAACAGUGGCUGGGCAAACUACAAACAAUCCGCCUUCUACCUUUGAGGGCUCUCAGCAUAUCUCACAGCCUACAUCUGGAGCAAACCCCAACAUAUCCAAUAAUGGAUCUUCUUCUGCCCCAACAGAACCUAGUGCAUCCUCAUCUGCUAAUGCAGUUCCAGUGUCCAUAACUCCUGCUUCUGUGUCAAAUGCUACUAAUAGUUCUUCACAGCCCCAGAACACUUCAACUCCACCCACCCUGGGUCACGGAAAUCUUCUCACCUCAACUUCCAGUCUGCCAAACCCACUUCUACCUCAGACCUCAUCAAAUAGUGUGAUCUUUCCCAAUCCACUGGUUAGCAUUGCUGCAACUGCUAAUGCAUUAGACCCCCUGUCCGCCCUCAUGAAACACCGCAAAGGAAAACCACCAAAUGUGUCGGUGUUUGAACCUAAGUCAAGCUCUGAGGAUCCAUUUUUUAAACAUAAGUGUAGAUUUUGUGCCAAGGUCUUUGGAAGUGAUAGUGCUUUACAAAUUCAUUUGCGUUCUCACACAGGAGAGAGGCCUUUUAAGUGUAACAUAUGUGGGAAUCGGUUUUCAACUAAAGGCAAUCUAAAAGUUCAUUUUCAGAGGCACAAGGAGAAGUAUCCCCAUAUCCAGAUGAAUCCUUACCCUGUUCCAGAAUACCUCGACAAUGUCCCCACUUGCUCUGGAAUUCCCUAUGGAAUGUCACUGCCGCCUGAGAAACCAGUGACAACCUGGCUAGAUAGCAAGCCAGUGUUGCCAACUGUCCCCACAUCCAUUGGACUGCAGCUUCCUCCCACUAUACCUGGUGUUAAUAGCUAUAGUGACUCCCCGAGUAUUACUCCCAUAAGCCGGUCACCUCAGAGGCCAUCUCCUGCUUCAAGUGAAUGCACUUCUUUAUCCCCUGGUCUCAACAAUUCUGAGUCAGGCAUAACAGUGACUGCAGAAUCCCCACAACCAAUUCACAGUGGGUCUUCUCUAACAAAAACUGAACCCAUCAGUUUACCUUCCACAAACACACGAGUGGGAGAAGUCUCCAUCAGUGUGCAAGUUACUACAGUUUCCACUUCAAUUGUUACCACUGUAACAGACAGCAGUGUUUCCACAACCCUCCCAAACCCUGUGCUUCCAGCAAUCUCUGACCAGUUCAAAGCAAAGUUCCCAUUUGGUGGUCUGCUUGACUCUAUGCAAACAUCAGAAACCUCAAAGCUGCAACAGUUAGUUGAGAACAUUGAUAAGAAGAUGACAGAUCCAAAUCAAUGUGUCAUUUGUCACCGGGUGCUUAGUUGUCAGAGUGCUCUCAAGAUGCAUUAUAGAACACAUACAGGAGAAAGACCAUUUAAAUGCAAAAUUUGUGGACGUGCCUUUACUACAAAAGGCAAUCUAAAAACACAUUUUGGAGUUCAUCGAGCAAAGCCACCACUAAGAGUACAGCAUUCAUGUCCCAUUUGUCAAAAGAAAUUUACAAAUGCUGUUGUUCUUCAGCAACAUAUUCGUAUGCAUAUGGGGGGACAAAUCCCAAAUACACCAUUACCAGAGGGCUUCCAAGAUGCCAUGGACUCAGAACUUUCUUACGAUGAAAAAAAUGUUGAAACCCUGAGCAACUAUGAUGACGACAUUGAUGAAAAUUCUAUGGAAGAAGACCCAGAGUUAAAGGACACAGCAAGUGACUCGUCCAAACCACUAAUAUCUUACUCUGGGUCAUGUCCCCCUUCGCCACCUUCUGUAAUCUCUAGUAUUGCUGCCCUGGAGAAUCAGAUGAAAAUGAUUGAUUCUGUCAUGAACUGUCAGCAGUUGACCAGCUUGAAAUCCAUAGAAAAUGGAUCAGGGGAAAGUGACCAUUUAAGUAAUGACUCCUCAUCAGCUGUAGGAGAUCUGGAAAGCCAGAGUGCAGGCAGCCCUGCCAUGUCAGAAUCCUCCUCAUCCAUGCAAGCAUUGUCUCCAGUAAACAGCAACAGUGAAAGUUUCCGGUCCAAGUCUCCAGGUCUGAGCAACCAAGAAGACCCACAGGAAACACCACUAAAGACAGAAAAACCAGACAGUCCACCACCUGCUCCUGAAAAUGGAGGUGCACUCGAUCUGACAGCUCCUACCCCGGGCAGACCAGUCAUCAAGGAGGAAGCUCCUUUUAGCCUGCUGUUCCUCAACAGAGAACGUGGUCCCAGCCAAAGUACUCCUAGCCUGGUCACCAGCACUGCGCCUACUAUGAUCAAAAUGGAAGUGAAUGGUCACAGCAAGCCGAUCUCACUGGGGGAGGGCCCUCCGCUUCCAUCUGGAAUCCAGGUUCCUGCUGCACCACAGACAGUGAUGAGUCCAGGCCUCACUCCUAUGCUGGCACCCCCACCACGGCGAACGCCUAAGCAACACAACUGUCAAUCGUGUGGGAAGACCUUCUCCUCAGCCAGUGCACUCCAGAUACAUGAGCGCACCCAUACUGGUGAAAAGCCAUUUGGUUGCACAAUCUGUGGUAGAGCUUUUACCACAAAGGGGAAUCUCAAGGUUCAUAUGGGAACUCACAUGUGGAAUAACGCCCCUGCAAGACGUGGCCGCCGACUAUCUGUGGAAAACCCCAUGGCAUUGUUAGGUGGUGAUGCACUGAAGUUCUCUGAAAUGUUCCAAAAGGAUUUGGCAGCUCGGGCAAUGAAUGUUGACCCCAAUUUUUGGAACCAGUAUGCUGCAGCGAUCACAAAUGGACUUGCUAUGAAGAACAAUGAGAUUUCAGUCAUACAGAAUGGAGGCAUUCCACAACUCCCAGUAAGUUUAGGUGGAAGUGCCAUUCCACCCUUAAGUAACAUUACAAGUGGUAUGGACAAAGCUCGCACAGGCAGCAGCCCUCCUAUUGGUGGCCUGGACAAAGCAAGUUCAGAAACAGGAGCCAGUCGUCCAUUCACAAGGUUUAUUGAGGAUAACAAGGAAAUUGGUAUAAAUUAAAUGUGAGAAAUGUGAAUAACUCUUGGGACUCUUAAUCAACACAUUUGUUCUAUUUCAUGUACAAAUUUGGAAGUUUUAAGCAUUAGUCUUAUGAUCUAAAUGCCUACAUUCCCUUUAAAAUUUUAUCCAUAGCAGAAAAUACAUUAACUGUGUGGCUGCUGAAAAGUUGUCUUGCAAGAGCUGCAUGGUACUUCUUUUAACAGUGAGUUUGACUGUUAUUGAGAACUCUGAAACCUUUAAAAUUUAAGUUAACAAGGAGUCAAUGGAAACUGCAUUAGCAACUUAAAGAGGUUAGACCACGUCCACUUUGUUUCUUAUAAAACUUAAUGAUCACCUGAGAGGGAAAAAAAGAAAAAA